This is a messenger RNA of Syngnathus acus (greater pipefish), 2793 nucleotides long. RefSeq names its product BCL6A transcription repressor b (gene bcl6ab). The record is from RefSeq and is a predicted model, not a curated record. Gene Ontology annotation, biological process: regulation of immune system process; negative regulation of transcription by RNA polymerase II; regulation of cytokine production. The coding region runs from base 111 to 1868 and encodes 585 amino acids. NCBI's taxonomy places the organism in Eukaryota, Metazoa, Chordata, Actinopteri, Syngnathiformes, Syngnathidae. The transcript is spliced from 9 exons. Gene Ontology annotation, molecular function: protein binding.
AAUGUUGAAAUUCCGAGAAUUGAGCAGCUCAGUUUCUUAGAACUGGAUUCACAGAAGUGGAGCGGCUUGGAUUUUCGAGGAAACUUUUUACAAGUUUUCAGCGCACGGCGAUGACUGCAAAUGGGUGUGUUCAAUUUACGCGCCAUGCAGGUGACGUCCUACUCAACUUCAACCGCCUCCGUAGCAGGAAUAUCCUGACCGAUGUCACCAUUCAAGUGGACGGACAGCGUUUUUACGCUCACAAGGCUAUCUUGGUGGCCUGCAGUGGCUUCUUUUAUUCGGUCUUCAUGAACCCUGAGAACACAAACCUCAGCGUUAUUAGCUUGGACCCCAAAAUCGAUUCCAAGAGUUUCUUGAACCUCCUGGACUUCAUGUACACAUCUUGUCUGAAUUUGACGGACAACAUGCUGGCGGGCACCAUGAACACAGCCUUGUACCUCAAGAUGGAACACGUGGCUGACACCUGUCACAGGUUCAUCAAGUCCAGGCCAUCUUUAAAUGUACACGCUGAAGAGGUGCGGACCGAGCAACUCUCCACGCUAAGGCCCAUUCAUGUGACAGACCUAGAUGUCAAAAACAGAUACAUGGCUACGUCGCCCCCUCUUCAGGAGUGCAGGGGUUACAGUGUUUUUCGAGGUAUCAACACCUCGGGCUCCUAUCACGUGUAUGGCGAUCGCCACAUCUCCGCGAGCAAGCCCGAAGAUUGCCAACCGAUGGUCACCCCUCCUAGAUCGUCCUCCAUGCCCCAGAAACCAUUUUUGCAAGUUCCUAGCACCAACGUGCCUCACAAGGAGUCAUCGGCCAUUAUUGGUUUCCACCCCACUAUUGUUCGACCCGCCACCCACAUGGAGGAAGACGGUGUUCAGCACCCUCUUGCUAACUGCCAUAGAGCGUCUCUAGGUUUUGGCAAAGGUGUGAUUUGCAGCCCCCAGAGCCCCCUCAGAUCCGACUGUCAGCCCAACUCGCCCACCGAGUCGAGCAGCAGCAGAAACGCCACCCUGAGCCUCAAACAGCCCCCGGAUUGCCCCAAAGAAGUCAAAGUCCGGAAUUGGAAGAAGUACAAAUUCAUCGUGAUGAAUCAAAUCUCUGUGAACAAGGAAACGGAUGCCCCGAGAGGCAGCCUUGAAAGCGGAUCCCCUUCGCUUAGUCCGUGCAGAAGUGGCGGAGACCAAAGGGAAUCCCAAACGGAAGAAGCAACCAGUGAACACAGAGAAGAAAACACCAUAACUGUUGAUGGCCACCGCAAAUGCUCCUCCUGCGGUUGUGAUAGCCCUCAACAGGUGGAGGCCACUCAUCUCUUUCCCGACUCUUACUGCAGAGAAUCAAAGUUCUCGCUCUCCAGCUGUGAGAGCUUCCCGGAAGACGAUUGCCCCAAAGACCACACGGCCCAAGUCCACAGAAAGAAGCCAUACAAAUGCGACUGUUGUCAGGCUGCUUUCCGCUACAAAGGCAACCUGGCCAGCCACAAAACUGUUCACACGGGUGCAAAGCCAUACUGCUGCAACAUCUGCGGUGCUCAGUUCAACCGGCCAGCUAAUCUGAAGACCCACACCCGCAUCCAUUCUGGGGAGAAGCCAUAUAAAUGCGACACGUGUGGUUCCAGAUUUGUCCAGGUUGCCCACCUUCGCGCUCAUGUGCUAAUUCACACAGGAGAAAAGCCAUACCCUUGUGAAAUCUGCGGAACUCACUUUCGCCACCUACAGACGCUCAAGAGUCAUAUGCGCAUUCAUACUGGAGAAAAGCCUUACCACUGUGAAAAGUGUGACCUCCACUUCAGACACAAGAGUCAGCUGAGACUUCAUCUCCGACAGAAACACGGCGCCAUCACUAACACCAAGGCGCAGUACCGCCCCACUGGGACUUGCUGAUUGCGACACCCACCCACUUAUUUUAUUCAUCGGCCAAUGUAUUGUAAAAAAAAAAAAAAAAAUGUACAAUAAUAAUAAUGAUUUUUGCAAAUCCAAAGAACCAUUAUUUGUCAAUGUUUGACUAUUUUAAGUAUUUCAGAGUUUAUUCUUUAACACCUCAAACGGGUGAAUGUACAUUUGGACUGUGAAUUUGAACACAAUGGGGUUUUUUUUUUCCCCAUUAACAUUUUGUUUUCAAAAUAAUUUACGGUUUGCUCCAGUAUUGGUACAUUUUUGGUUUGCCCACCAACGUUACCAUUUUUGUUGUAAAUAAGAUUGCCAUCUGCUGGCAGAGCAUGGAUAUGUUGACUCUUGGUUUUCGUGCCCACAGUGAGCUGUUUGUUCCUGUAACUUUGAUUUUGUGUACAGAUUGACAUCCAUUUGUAUUUUGCUUCAUAUGUACAGUAUAAUCUUUUCAUAAGCCAUCAUUGGUAUUUUGCACACAUAUUGCUGUUAUUCAGAAAGUCUUCAUACUAUUCAGAUUUUUUUUUCUGUGACUAACAUGUUGAGAAGUUCUCUAAAGCAUGUGCCCCGUUGAUGAAAAAAAAAAUGGAUUAUUUAUAUUCAAAAUUACUUUGCCAUAUUGUCCCAAUUUAGGUGCUACAAUAUUUUCUGAACAGACAGGACAUUUUGGCCCGUACUAUGUGUGUUAACAGUGCCUUAAUAUUCGAACAUUUUAUUGGCUACUGUGCCGACCGACCCUUAAUGUAAAUGCUAUGUACAGUUGUGCUUUUUGUUAGUUGUUCACUGUAUGGCGCUCUUAAAAUGCAGACAAGCUAACACAUGCUCAGGAAUGUUGCUUAUAUUUAAUCACAUCUUUGUAACUCCAGAAUACGUAAUAUAUAUUUAUAUUUAUGAAAUAGGAAUAAAUAUGCAUACCGCAACA